Molecule: messenger RNA, 1712 nt
Organism: Cercospora beticola
Lineage: Eukaryota; Fungi; Ascomycota; Dothideomycetes; Mycosphaerellales; Mycosphaerellaceae
Product: sulfotransferase family protein
Source: RefSeq, a predicted model, not a curated record
AUAGGGUCAGGCAAGCUUGUUCGAUAGGCCAGAGUCUGGCGCUUUCGAAAGAUGGACUGUUGACUUCGCGAAGAGCAGGGGUAGAGGACCUUGUAAUUCUUCAGCUCAUCUAUCAAGCAUCCACUUGGGCCAAUCUGGGCCGGCACCUUGGCAGACCCCAUAUAGGGCUGUAUCAUUGCUUUCUUGCGACUGAAUCAACCAGCUCUUCAAAUAUGUCUGGUGUUGUUCAGAAGAAUGCGAGAUUGUCAAUGAAACGCACAUCCAUGAGGCCCACUACUUGGUCCAAAAUGGACAUCAACGUCGCACAUAAGUCUCUUGAAAAGAGCGUACCAAAAAUACCUUAUCGCAUUGUGUGAAGCCUCCAGCUGCACGUGGAAGGAUUUGUGGCUCUGAUUCAGCCCUCAGUGCAUGAUUCAUCCUGCGAAAGGAGUUCAGCAUAUAGAUAUGAGAUCUCACGGCUGACAAGCAAUGCAGUCGCACGCGCAAUUUUCAAGUCAUAUCUGAGUUUCGUCUUCUGGAAGGGAUCCUUGGGACCACCGUCGCAAUGGCACGCACAAAACAAUUGUCGGAUUUGAUCAAGCCCCACGAGUUGAAGGAGACGUACAACCUGACUCCUCAUCCGGAAACAGGCCGCAUGAUCGACAAUCACCCAGGUACGAGGACCAAACCGAUGAGAGUGCUCGUCCUAGGCGCUUCCCGCACAGGAACCAUGUCCAUGUACUCGGCCCUCGAAACGCUGGGAUACACCCCAUACCACAUGGCAAAAGCCGUCCAGGCACCAAAGUCGAAUCUCAAUGUCUGGGCGGAGGGCCUUGAGGCCAAGUAUCAAGGCAAAGGCAAGCCCUUUGGGCGAGCGGAGUUUGACAAAAUUCUCGGCAACUUCGAUGCUUGCUGCGAUGUUCCAUGCAUCGCGUUCGCGGAGGAGCUCAUCCAGGCGUAUCCGGAAGCAAAGAUCGUAAUCACUACGCGCGAUGCAGAAAAGUGGUUGCACAGCAUGCAGACCACCGCAGGGAGAGUCCUCAGCUGGAGAUCAUGGGAAUGGUUGGCUCCAUGGGACAAAGCUCUGAGCGAACCUUUCUGGCGCCACGCGAACGCCUUGAUGCCUAAUUUCUUCGGUACGAUGACGGACUGGUCAGUCAAUGGUCCUGCCCACAAGCGCUUCAUUGAGCAUUACGAGCUCGUUCGCCGACUUUCGCCUCCUGAGCGAACGCUCGACCACUACCAGGUCUCGGAUGGUUGGGUGCCACUUUGCGGAUUCCUAGGUCACGAUGUACCGCAGGAGAAUUUUCCACGCAUGAACGACGCCACGCAGUUCAUCAUGGCGCACCGAGCCAUGUAUGUUAUAGCGCUUUCCAAAUUCGUGCUCAAGAUAUCGGUUUUUGCCGCCCCUGUACUAGCCAUCGGCGCCUUGACACGGUGGAAGCCAGAGCGCUGGCAAAAGUUGUGAUAGCUUGUAGCAAUAUUAACCUGCCAGAUCAAGCUUCAUAAGCACUUUUUCGCCAUUCUCUCUUCUUGCCAUUUCUUGCCAGCCAUGCUGUUGAAGCACUGCGUACAUUCUCUCGAACCUUUUUGGGUAAGUGCAUACAGUGAUUGACUGAGCAUCAGCAUUCUGAGCAUGCUGUGUCGCCUGUCGCAUUAAGAGUGCAAAGACACCGGAACCACGGCUAGCUGGAUCAACAGCUGCAAGCCAUAUGUGUGGCAGCUCAAUGCCC